Molecule: messenger RNA, 9192 nt
Organism: Epinephelus lanceolatus (giant grouper)
Lineage: Eukaryota; Metazoa; Chordata; Actinopteri; Perciformes; Serranidae
Product: plexin-B2-like
Biological process (GO): positive regulation of axonogenesis; regulation of cell migration; regulation of GTPase activity
Cellular component (GO): plasma membrane; semaphorin receptor complex
Molecular function (GO): protein binding; semaphorin receptor activity
Source: RefSeq, a predicted model, not a curated record
GUCAGCAGCGGAGCUCCUGCUGCACACCGGCUGCAUGUGUGUGUGUGUGUGAGAGUGUGUGUCGCACCGGACACAGAAAACACUCCGCUGCCGUUAUAACCUGCGUGUGUGUGUGAGAGAGAGUGUGUGUGAGUGUGUGAACUGCACCUGAGGACCGGGAGUGUGUAGAGCCGGUUCCUGGGCGGGGAGCGCGGAGGAGCUGCUCUUUACUUGUUUGUCGGGAAUAUUGUUGGAGUCAAACUUCAGCUGCGGCUCCGAGUCGCUCUCUGCUCCGUGUCCGUGUCCGUGUCCGAGUCAUCAGGAUGUAAAUGUGGGAACUUUUUACUGAAGCACCGCUGACUCACGGGACGAGUUUGAUUUCUGUAACUUUUGGACGUUUUGAGGAAUAGCAGAGGAAAGAGCUGCACAGAGAGAGAGAGAGAGAGAGCGCAGAGCUGCGCGUCAUCCUGAGGAGAGGAGACAGAGGAGGUUCAUGUCAUCAGAGUUCAACUGACCUCAACACUGAACAGGAGAGUGAGGUGUUUGAUGUCAUCAGAGAUCAACAGGUGUGAACACUGAUCAGACGUGAUGGAGCGGUGGUGGGUGUGGCAGUUUGCCCUGGUCGCCCUGGCAACCAUUUGCCUCAUCCCCUCCGAUGGUAAAGAAACAGAGUUCCUCUCCGACACCCUCAUCAACAACGUGGUGACCGACCCUCAUACAGGCCGGCUGUACGUCGGUGCCGUCAACUCCCUCCACCAGCUGAACCACGACCUUGAGGUGGAGUCCCGCACAGAGACGGGCCCCAAACGGGACAACCGGCUGUGCACGCCGCCCGUCACUGACGCCUGCGAGGAGGCCAUGGACACCGACAACCACAACAAGCUGCUGCUGGUCCACGAGGCCAAGGACGUCCUGGUGGUGUGCGGCAGCGUCUACAGAGGAAUCUGCUCCCUGAGGAACCUCAGCAACGUGGAGCAGCUGCUCUACUUCAGCGACACCAAGGGAGAGAAGUCGUAUGUGGCGAGCGCCGAGGAGAGCGUCUCCGUGGUGGGAGUGAUGUCCUACUUCACCAAGGACAGAGACAACUUCACCGUCUUCCUGGUCGGUAAAGGUUACGGCAGCCACGACAGCACCAAGCUCAUCUCCACCCGCAUCCUCCAGGACUACGGUGACUGGGUGGUUUUCGACAGCAUCAUCGAGGCGUCGGCGGUGCAGGCCAACCCCUUCGUCCUGCGCUACCUCCACGACUUCCGCUUCUCCUUCAAGGACGGCGGCUUCGUCUACUUCCUGUUCUCUCGGACGCUCGGGGUUCAGGACACCAAGAACUUCACCUUCAUCUCCAGGAUGUGCGAGGACGAUCAGGGCUAUUACUCGUACACUGAGCUGCAGCUCAACUGCAGCGCCAGCAACAAGUACAACAAAGCUCAGGCUGCUUAUGUAGGAACACCAGGUGAAGUUCUGGCUGAGACGAUGACCAGAUUAGGACAGUAUGGAGCCGUAUCAGCCUCUGACAAGGUUCUGUUUGUCACCUUCACUUCUGAUGAAGACCCGUCUACUUCAGCCAUGUGCAUGUACCCUCUUCAGUCCAUCAAUAAGAGGCUGGUGGAGAUAAUAGGAGCCUGCUACAGCCACAACGGCAUCAUUAACGAGAAGGCUGCCGUCUACUCGCCUUACUCCUCCAAGUCUGAGGAGCUGUGCAGCAGCAGUAAUCAGAAGGACAUGGCGAGGAGAUACAAAUGUGGAGCAGAGUUCCUGCCCUCGCCGCUGGCCAGCAAGGCCGAGUUCGCCUUAACGUCUGAGCCCCAGUUGGCCCGUAAGGGUCACAUGACUGCUGUGGCUGUUGCUGUGGAAAUGGGGCACGCUGUGGCGUUCCUGGGCACCGCCACCGGAGAGGUGCUAAAGGUUCACCUGUCGGCUAACCCUGAGGUGUACGGGCGAGCGCCGGGCGACGUCACUGGAGACAAGGUCAACAAGAACCUGCUGUUCGAUUCCAGACUCCAACACCUGUACAUCACCACGGAGAAAAAGAUCACGAAGGUUCCAGUCCAGGCCUGCCACCAGAAGACAGACUGCCACUCCUGCGUCUCUAUGAAGGACCCGUACUGUGGCUGGUGUGUCCUGGAGGGAAAGUGCACCAGGAAGACGGAGUGCAGCAGGUGGAGGGAGGAGAACACCUGGCUGUGGUCGCCCAAUCAGCAGUGUGUUCAGAUCAAGGCCUUCAACCCGCCAAACCUCAGCUGCAAGAAGACUCAGCAGGUGGACAUCAACAUCCCGACCCUCCCCGCACUGACCAUCACGGACAGACUGCAGUGUGAGUUCGGUACUUCUGUCAGCGGAGCCGUGGUGAAUGAAGUCAACGGUCAGGUGCUGGUUACCUGUGCGCUGCCCGACCCCUCGGAGAUCCCGCCCACUCCUGACCAGCAGGACUACGUGUCCGUUCCGGUCAAGGUUCUGGUGAACGACAACAUCUUGGUGACGCGUGGAGAGUAUCACUUCUACAACUGUGCUGCUACAGUCAGGAAGAACCAGAACACACCGUGUAUCGCGUGUGUGACCAGUGAGUGGGGCUGUCAGUGGAACGCUCAGGAUCACAGCUGCAGCGACAACGACGACGUGAUGGGAGGAAGUCACAUCAUCAAACCACAACAGCCUGACAGCUGUCCUCAGUUUGAGUCUCCACAGCCGCUCCUGAUCCCCGUGGGUUUCCAAAUCCCCAUCAGCUUCCAGGGGAGGAACCUGGACAACUACAUGGGAAAGAGGUUUUCCAUCGGCACGGAGCUGAUGAAGGACGCAGAGGUGACGGUCCAACAGGAGCAGGGAUCCAACUUCAGGUUCCCAGGAUAUGAGUUUUCCUACGACAAGCAGCAGGAAGUCAAUGUAUCGUUCCACAUCAAAGACAGAGACACCGAGAGGAAGAUUGACAGCACGCUGACAGUGGUGCUGUAUAACUGCUCUGUGGGCAGAGAGGACUGCAGUCUGUGUAAACACGCUGACUCUAAGUACCAGUGUGUUUGGUGCGCAGCGCCACGCAGCUGUGUUUACAGGGAGCUCUGCCCGUCACCACAGCCGGCUCAGUGCCCUGACCCGCAAAUCACUGACAUCGUCCCUCGCUUCGGCCCUCUGAACGGUCACAUCUCCGUCACCAUCAAAGGCUCCAACAUGGGAAUAAAGAAAGAGGACGUCAAGAGGAUCACAGUGGCCGGAGUGGACUGUGUCCACCAGGCGGACAGAUACUCCGUCUCCACCAGCGUGGUGUGUGAGAUCGGCCCGGCCAGGAAAGUCCCGCCGUCUGACCUCCCAUUUGAACCGUCCAACAGCGGAGCGGUGGAGGUGGAGGUAGACGGAGGGAGGACAGGAAGGUCUCAGGUCUUUUUCACCUAUCGGGACCCCAAACCAGUCUCUGUCCAGCCCGCGAGGGGUCCAGCAGCCGGAGGAACCGUCAUCACCAUCAAAGGAGAAGACCUGGACACGGCCUCUAAAGAGGACGUGUCCGUCAGUGUGGGAGGAGUCCCCUGUGAAGUCCUGGAGUUUGGCGAAGAGAUCACCUGUAAGACCGGGAGGUACCGAGGGCAGAAGGUCCCCUCUGACCCGUUAACGGUGAAGGUGACAUACGGUAAAAACACCACCAAGGACGUGACAGCUGCGUACCAGUACUCCGAAAACCCCAAGAUCACAGAUUACUACCCCAAAGACAGCUUCAUAUGCGGUGGGCGGAGGAUUGUGGUGGAGGGAAGUGGUUUUGAUCUGAUCCAGAAAGCCACGAUGAAAGUCCUGACAUCCACUGACGACAUGUUCACACAGAAGACCCCGUCUGUAGAGUUUGUCCAGGAGUCUCUGAGUAAGAACGGCACCGUCCUCCAGUUUUACUCUCCUCCUGUAAACUGCUGCGCCAACAGCCCGUCUCUGCGGACCGUCCUCCAGCUGGACAACGUGAUGGAGGACCUCAAGAGCUUCAACUACCACCCUGACCCCACCUUCAAUGAGCUCGACAAGAACGUCAUCACUGAGACCAGCAUCAUCAUCGUCACUGGUCGAGGGUUCUCCAAGGCCAUGACAGCCAAAGAGGCGCAGGCUUUUGUUGGAGACGCUUCCUGUCAUGUUAACAUCCUGCAGGAUGAUAAGUUGAUCCUAGAGGCUCCUUCAUCGCAGCCCAAAUCCAGAUCCAAACGCCAGCGCAGAGACACGACCAAUGAACCGCUGGACCUGACGGUGAAGUUCGGUCACGGCGAGUGGACGGUGGGUUCAGUCUACUACGCCAGGAAAGACGACAUCCCUCUGGCUAUAAUCAUCCCCGCAGUCAUCGUCCCCAUGCUGCUCUUCAUCAUCGUGUCCGUCUACUGCUACAGGAGGAAGAGUCAGCAGGCAGAGCGAGAGUACGAGAAGGUGAAACACCAGCUGGAGAAUCUGGAGGAGAGCGUCAGAGAUCGCUGCAAGAAAGAGUUCACAGAUCUGAUGAUAGAGAUGGAGGAUCACACCAGCGACUUGAGCGAGGCCCGGAUCCCUUUCCUUGACUACAAAACCUACACCGACCGAAACUUCUUCCUGCCCUCCAAGGACGGCGCCAACGACACCAUGAUCACAGGGAAAAUACAAAUCCCAGAAGCCCGCAGGGCCAUCGUGGCUCAGGCGCUCAACCAGUUCUCCAACCUGCUCAACAGUAAAACCUUCCUCAUCAACUUCAUCCGCACGUUGGAGAGUCGUCCGGACUUUAACGCCCGGGCUCGUGGUUACUUCGCCUCACUGCUGACGGUGGCGCUGCACGGUAAACUGGAGUACUACACUGACAUCAUGAGGACGCUGCUGCUGGAGCUGAUGGACGAACAUGUGCAAAACAAGAACCCCAAACUCAUGCUCAGGAGGUCGGAGACGGUGGUGGAGAGGAUGCUCUGUAACUGGAUGUCCAUCUGUCUCUAUCAGUUCCUCAAGGACACAGCGGGAGAGCCUUUAUACAAACUGUUUAAGGCGUUGAAGCAUCAGGUGGAGAAAGGACCAGUGGACGCCAAGAUGAAGAAAGCCAAAUACACACUGAACGACACGGGACUGCUGGGGGACGACGUGGAGUACUCUGUACUGACUCUGCAGGUGUUGGUGCACGGGGAAGGACCAGACGUGACUCCAGUGAAGGUGUUGAACUGUGACACCAUCUCACAGGUGAAAGAGAAGAUCAUCGAUCAGGUGUACAGAAAUUUGCCGUACUCACAGAGGCCGAAGGUGGAGAGUGUUGCUCUGGAGUGGCGCCCCGGCUCCACAGGCCAGAUCCUGUCUGACCUCGACCUCACCUCCCAGAAGGAGGGACGCUGGAAGAGACUCAACACUCUGGCUCAUUACAACGUUCGAGAUAACGCCACGCUGGUUCUGUCCAGAGUUCUGCACACGCAGUCUUUCCACCAGCACCAAGACAGCUACGAAGAGAAAAACGCCCUGCUGGAGGACGACAACACCUUCCACCUGGUGCGGCCGGCGGAUGAGAUCGACGAGGUGAAGUCGAAGAGAGGCAGCAUGAAGGACAAGGCCAUGACCAAAGCCAUCACGGAGAUCUACCUGACCAGGCUGCUGUCCGUCAAGGGCACUCUACAGCAGUUCGUGGACGAUUUCUUCCGCAGUGUUUUGUGCUCGAGCUCUGUCGUCCCUCCUGCAGUCAAAUACUUCUUUGACUUCCUGGACGAGCAGGCGCUGAGACACGACAACGUGGACGAGGAGACGCUGCACAUCUGGAAGACCAACAGCUUGCCUCUGAGGUAUUGGGUGAACAUCCUGAGGAACCCUCACUUCAUCUUCGACGUCCACGUGACGGAGGUGGUGGACGCUUCGCUACACGUCAUCUCUCAGACCUUCAUGGACGCCUGCACCAAGACGGAGCACAAACUCAGCAGAGAGUCUCCCAGCAACAAGCUGCUCUAUGCAAAAGAGAUUUCCACGUACAAGAAGAUGGUGGACGAUUACUACAAAGGCAUCAGACAGAUGGUUCCAGUCAGUGACCAGGACAUGAACACACACCUUGCUGAGGUGUCCAGGCAACACACAGACAAACUGAACACCCAGUUGGCCUUACAUCAGCUGUACCAGUACGCCAGCAAGUACUACGAUGUGAUCAUCCAGUCGCUGGACGAGGACCCCGCAGCCCAGAAUAAGCAGCUUACUCUCCGCCUCCAACAGAUCGCCGCCGCCCUGGAGAACAAGGUCACUGAUCUUUGACCCCUGACCUCACGGUGGGGUCGGGGGGACGAGAUAACGGCUACUAAAACACAGGAUGUUGUUUUGCAUUUAAGGACUCAAAGGAGGACGAGCUCGCGGACUCUACUGAAUGUUUGAUCAUGUAAGGACUGAAGUGGGAGGGGCUAGUGGAGCCACAGGAAGCUGUUGACCAUAUAGGGACUGAAGGGGGAGGAGUUAUGGGACUCCAGGGGGGAGAGGAGCAGAGAUUUUGGACAAAGUGCUAGAAUAUGCUCAGAGUGGUGGAAACAGAAUCGCUGAUGUCUGCUUAAGUUGUAUGGCGUAUUUCCACUUGGCGUCCCAAAACAAAUACCACAGAGGGAUGCAAAAUGGCGACUAUAAUAUGGCUGCAGAUGGGAGCUUUGUGAAAUCAAAGGGUUAUUUUUUUAAAAGGCGUUCGGUACGUGUGAUCUCGGAGCAUUUUUGUGUUUGGCUUCUCUAUACCACAAAUUUUAUUUUGCCGUAGAGGAAGUGAAGAAGAAAAAGUGCCGCACAAGGAAUGAAGAUUUCUGGAUGAUUGAAGAAUCGAAGUGAAGUAAUGAGACAUUACCAAAUAUUUUAUUUUUGCCCUUUUUGGAAGUUGGCAGUGGAAGUUCAGCUGCUCCAGGACGCUUUGUGACCACUUCUCCUUCAUUGUAUUACAUGAGAGUCUAUGAACUGUGGAUGGGAGGUGGAUCAGUCUGAUCUGAGGUCAGAUUUUCUGUCUCUAAAUACAGGAACCAGAAAAUCUGGUCUCUUGUCAGCAACAGAUUUUGGUUUUCAUCCUAAACGCUCUGAUGAACUUUCUUUUACCUUAAAGCGAGCUCAAAUAAAAGUACUCGACCAAUGAAAACCCACUACGGUACACACCACUGGCCAAUCGGGUCUUGGUUCGACCUGAAGGCACAGCUGAGGAAAGUGAAUUCAGGGUAUGACGUCCAAAAAUCAAACCAUAACAUCAUCUUUCCUUCUGUCAUGGCCAAAUGUUGUAUUCAUAUCAGAGUAUGUGUUUCUAUGCUGAUGACACUGUGCUGUUGACUCGAGUCGCAGCUGAAUAAUUUGCUCUGUUUAGUUUUAAUAUUAUUCUUUGUUUGCAGGCUUUAAGCAGAGGCUUCGCAUUUCCAUAUACAACAUGAAAAUGAUCUUUUUAAUGGACUGAUACGGUGCCGCUUUGUUUUUUCUUUUGUAAAGUGUUGAUCAGGGUGGUCCAUGAUGUCAUAUCCUGUGAGUAAGAGUGUGUGUGAGAGUGUGUGUUCAGCAGUUAUAUCAACACCGUUGCCACUUUGUUGCCGAGGACCAGCUUGUUUUUACUUUAUGUGAAAAAUCAUGACUGCCUAAUCAUGUGGUUGAAACACUUUUAUUUUUUUAAGUGUGAUUCGCUGUUAUAAUUUGUACGAUUUAACUUCUUUUGCAAAACUUCUUUCAUAUAUGAUGCUGCGUUUUUCUUUUCUGCACACAUAAGAAGUGUCUUCUGAAGACAGGGUAUCCAUGGAUCCUUCAAAAAGGUUUAAAGUAACUCUAGAAGUUAAGGUGGAGCUGUAAGAUGACUAAAAAUAUGCAUCCAGGACACAGUCUGGUUUUAAUUUGCUUGAUUUCACCUGGGUGAUGCAGUCACUAUCUGUGCUGCUUUCCAGGAAGUCUAAGGUACGAACAUUUAAAACACACAGUCAAAAAUUAUGAAAUUAAACACACUCCUCCACCUUAUUCUGUGGAAGAUUUAAAAUGCAGAAAAACAAAUCAAAGAAAUCAAAUACCAAUAUCAUAUAUAGUUCCUUUUUAUAGAUACAUUUAGUGUGUAAUAAUUAAAUGAAAGCAUGUUUAGAAAAACAACAAUAAUGUUGUUUUCUUCUCAAAUAACUGAAUUGUUUUUUACGGUGCCUUGAAUUUUCAACACGUUCUUAUCCCAACUUCUGAAAUACCCCCGCUUUGUCAGUGGACCUACGUGUCAAAAUAUAACGUGCUAGGUAGCCUCUUGCGUCAGUUUAGGACACUCAUGGACGACGUGUCAAUUUACGCUUGUUGCAUGUAUUGUGUCACUUUAAAACACACGUCCGUUUUCAGAGGAUAUGUAGUGUCUGCUCAUUAAAUGCGUAGUGUUUUUCAAAAUAAAAGAACGUAGGUAAACACAUUUUUGGGUUUAUUACUUGAGGUUAACACAACAAAAGCAUGUGAUUAGGUUUAGAAAAACAUUAUGGUUUGGCUUAAAAUAAGUAUGUUCCAAUGUGAUGUGACAUUGCAAGACAGAUGUCAUGUGACAUAUGUUACCAGCAUAGCAUGCUACACAUACUAGCAAACUAUAUUGGUAUUACAAUAACUCCAUUGACUUUGGGUUUCACAGGUAAGGAACAGCACUCUCCUGAGUGAAAGUCCAGAGUUUGUUUGACCCAUCCACGUCACCGCCCCCCCAUAGGGACUUUCUCGCUCUUUAUACUAUUGUAGUUGCUGAUGGCGUUACAAAUUGCUGCUGCCCGUUGUGUAUCAAACCGCCAUGAAGGCUGCCGCUGUGCCUCAGUGUCUGACAACAAGAUCCACUGAUAAAGCGGCGAUACUUGAAGAGCUGGGAGUGAGAACUGGCUGAAAUUUUCCAUGUCAUGUCCAAUUAAAGUGACUGUAUUUUCUUUGUUGUUUGAUUGUAAUGUGUGAAAAACCACAUCGCAAUACAAAAACAAUUCAGUUAUACUGCAAAUACACUAAAUGCUUGUCCCUUUAACAUUUUUAAAUUGAAUUAUGACACAUUUAUGACAUAUUUAAAAAGGAAAUCCAUCUUAAUGUGUGUAUUUCACUUUAUUUCCUUGAUUUGUUUCUACUGGGGCAUUUUAUAUCUUCCAUAUUAUCCAACAUAGAAAUACCAAAACAACACACACAGCUGUCUUGUUCCUUUCAUUCUACACAAACAUGGUAAAAACAGUUUGUGCAAAUAAUUGUUACGCAGCACCUGCAAAGACUUUAUGUGCCUCCUGAUGAUUGCCUCCUCCUUAUUCUGCACAUUAAAUGUUUCAUAAUGUUCAUAAUGAAAAAUAA